AUGGCAGAAACCAUAGUCAAUGCCUCAGAGACGAGGGAUUACGAGUACGCCCCGGAUCGAUUCUACUCCAAACGACCCGAACCCAUCCCCGUUUCCAACGCGCAGAGACUGUCAUCCCCUUUCCCGUCACCAACCGAGGCCAAGCACCCUACGACGGAAGAACCCGCGACCAACGGAGCGGGCACACACGACGAGGAGAACUCUGACUAUAACAAGGGGAAAUCUCGUGGUGGAAUUGUGAGUGGGACAUCAGAUGCAUGGGAUCCGGAGAACCCGGCGACGACAUUGAGCCUUCGACGGCCGAACGAAUCGAACGAGAGUACUGCCAAGCAACGCGCUCCGAAUUCUGUACCGGCGUCGACUGCCUCUCCUCCUCGUCCGAGCGUGCAAUUCUCCAGAGAGACCUCGGAAAUUGAACCUACAGCCGAGACUACGCAGUCCAGACCCCCUUCCAGACCUCAAUCCAGACCCCCAUCCGUCGCGGGCGACGAUACAGACACGGGUCCAAGGGGAAGGCAGUCGCUUUUCAACAAACUAAAAGCUUUCGCGGCUGGACCCUCGUUUACCUCUCAUUCUCGAUCACUUAGCAAUAAUACGAUCGGAGAAAAUAGAUACGGGAACCAUGACUUGUCUACUCCAGGGUCGGAAAGAGGGGAAUUCCGAUUUCCGAAUACGCUGGAAGAAGAGGGAAGCGAUAUAGAUGCCGAUGCGGAAGAGAGUGGAGGGGAACAGCGUCCUCGCGAGCCGCGCAGGAAGCGUCGGUUUCGUCGAGGACACGAGGAUGAAUCCGCUCCGCAAACUGAACCAAAUACACCCAAGACCAGCCGACCUUCGUUUCAUUUGCCGGGCUCGUUUGCCCAAUUCGACGGGUACAGGCAAGCCUUCUUCCAACGGAGAGAGAGUGCCGGUGAUCUAGCUUUGGCACAACAGCGCGAGGGAGUCUCCGAGGACGAGGGUCGUGAUCGGCUGAAUCGGGAUACUGCUUGGAGGCGGCGAAGUGCCUGGCUCACCAAUGGCCGUAACAUGACCUAUAGUGGGCAGCACCCAGAAGGUCAAACCGCACAGGGUCAAACCGCACAGGACGAUAAGCAAAAUAAACGACCGAGUAAUCUGAGGCGCAUAACCGGACUAGGAGGCCCGUCGGAAAAUGGAGAAGGGCCGUCCUGGAGGCGCCACCGUGCUGACCGUGGCUCAAGCCUAAGUGCUCAAAAAUGGAGACAAAUCAAGGCUGGCCUGAAGCUCAUCGGGCAGCGACGCAAGGUAGACCACACUGUUGAUCACGCCAAGUCUGCCGAGCUAUUGGCAGAGCUUGCAUCUGGAAUUCCGGCAGCCCUGAUCCUGGCCAGUAUGUUCCAACGGGAUGAACAUGGCAGCAAACGUAUUCCUAUUCUGCUUGAACAACUCAAGGUCAAAGUGACAGACAGCAGGAUUGAUUCACACUCGGGAGAUCGCCAUCUCGUUUUUCGCAUUGAACUAGAAUACGGAAGUGGUAUGACGCGCAUGAAAUGGAUUAUCCACCGGACACUGCGAGAUUUCGCCAACCUCCAUCUGAAAUACAAGCUCCACUUUGGAACACAAAGGUACAUCCAGCUCCGCAAUACAGAGGGUGGUCAAAACCUACCGCGCUUCCCUCGGAGUGCGUUUCCAUACUUGCGAGGUGUUCGAGGAUUGGAUAGUGAAGGAGAAGAUGAGGAGGAGGAAGUUGGAUACGAGACCGCAGCCGAAGCUACAAGCGGAAAUGAAAGAGCUGGAAGAAGACAACAGAUGCAACACGGGCGGCGACGCUCUUCUGUCGGCAUAACUCGAAGAUUGUCGAGUCUGACAGGUGCUGAGGGGGAUACGGCCGCCGAGGCUGGACCAGCGAAGAAGGACAGUUACCCAGAGAGGCAACGGAGAAAGCUGGAACUCUAUUUGCAGAAGUUGAUCCGGUUCCUUAUAUUCAAGCCUGACAGUAAUCGACUAUGCAAGUUUUUGGAGCUGUCGGCCCUGGGUGUCCGUCUUGCAGCCGAAGCCAGCUACCAUGGCAAGGAGGGUUACUUGAUGAUCCAGUCUUCAAAAGGUCUGGACUUCCGGAGGGCCUUCACUCCUGGUAUGAUGAAGAGGCGACAUUCGCCUAAAUGGUUCCUCGUACGGCACAGCUAUGUUGUUUGCGUCGACUCGCCUGAAGAAAUGAACAUCUAUGAUGUGUUCCUGGUCGAUCCAUUCUUCAAGCUCCAGACGCAAAAGGUUAGCUUGCGGCAUCAGAAGGCAAAGGAGUUUGCCAAAUCUGCCACAGAAUCCGCAAGACAUCCUCAACACCACACACUGAGAUUGGAAAAUUCUGAGCGGAAGCUGAGACUGCUAGCAAGAAAUGAGCGUCAACUUCACCAAUUCGAGGACUCUAUCCGGUUCAUGGCUAGCAACACCCCGUGGGCAAAGCCCAAUCGUUUCGAGAGUUUCGCUCCGGUCCGCCAGCGAUGUUUCGCUCAGUGGUUGGUUGACGGGCGUGACCAUAUGUGGGUUGUGUCUCGAGCGAUCAACCAGGCCAAAGACGUCAUUUAUAUCCAUGACUGGUGGCUCAGCCCAGAGCUCUAUAUGCGGAGGCCUGCCGCAAUCAGCCAAAAAUGGCGACUGGAUCGUCUCCUCCAGAGAAAAGCCCGCGAGGGAGUGAAAAUCUUCGUCAUUAUGUACCGAAACAUCAACUCUGCCAUCCCCAUUGACUCGGAAUAUUCCAAGUUCUCUCUCCUCGACCUGCACCCGAACAUCUUCGUUCAACGAUCACCUAACCAGUUCCGACAGAACACUUUCUUCUGGGCACACCACGAGAAGCUUUGCAUUAUUGACCAUACGCUGGCUUUUGUGGGUGGAAUUGAUUUGUGCUUUGGACGAUGGGACACGCCGCAGCAUCUUCUGACUGAUGAUAAGCCGACUGGUUUUGAGACCCCUGGCGGCCCGAAAGAUACUGAUAGCUGCCAACUCUGGCCUGGAAAGGACUACUCGAACCCGCGUAUCCAGGACUUUUACGACCUGGACAAGCCGUACGAGGAGAUGUAUGAUCGUAACGUUGUGCCUAGAAUGCCGUGGCACGAUAUCUCGAUGCACGUCGUCGGCCAGCCAGCAAGAGACCUUACUCGUCACUUUGUCCAGCGUUGGAAUUACAUUUUGCGCCAACGGAAGCCAACUCGCCCGACACCGUUCCUGUUGCCGCCGCCUGAUUUCGAACCCGCGGACCUGGAAGCCCUAGGUCUUGAUGGCACUUGCGAGGUCCAGAUAUUACGCUCGAGCAGCGUGUGGUCGACGGGUACUCCCGAAGUCACGGAGCACAGUAUCAUGAAUGCCUAUGUCAAGCUGAUCGAAGAGUCUGAGCAUUUUGUCUACAUCGAGAACCAGUUCUUCAUCAGUACUUGCGAGAUCGAUGGCCGGAAGAUUGAGAACCUGAUCGGAGAUGCACUCGUGGAGCGAAUAACAAGAGCUGCGAAGAACAAGGAGGCAUGGCGAGCAGUGAUUGUCAUUCCCCUGAUUCCUGGGUUCCAAAACACAGUCGACAGCGAAGGUGGCACGAGUGUCCGUCUGAUCAUGAUGUGCCAGUACCGCAGUAUCUGCCGUGGCGAGACGUCCAUUUUCGGCCGGCUGCGAGCUCUCGGAAUCGAGCCCGAGGACUACAUUCAAUUCUUCAGUCUGCGAUCCUGGGGCAAGAUUGGUCCCCAGAAGCAGCUCGUCACGGAGCAGCUCUACAUCCAUGCUAAAUGUAUGGUUGUGGAUGACCGAGCAGCUAUUAUUGGUUCCGCCAACAUCAACGAAAGAUCCAUGUUGGGAUCGCGAGACUCUGAGGUCGCUGCGGUGGUACGUGACACGGAUAUGAUCUGGUCUACGAUGAAUGGCCGUCCGUAUCUGGUUGGACGAUUCCCACACACACUUCGUAUGCGGCUUAUGAGAGAGCAUCUUGGAAUUGACGUUGACUGCUUGAUGGAGCAUUCGUUGGCGACCGAGGAAGAGCUGCGGAAGAUCCAGAUCGAGGAAGAAGAACCCAAACCGCUCAGAAAGGCCAAACUCGAUUCGGAGUCGUUGAUGAUGGAGAAGCAAGAUGAGAGGGAUAUGAUCGAGCGUCGGCAUCGAAUCCAGGACGAAUUUCUGUCACGAUCCGAAGAACUGCACAGCUUCAACCAUGACGUCGAUUGGGAACAGGGCAACAACCCGAACCUUAAGUCGAAUCGGAAGCUCACCGCAGACACCAGAGUAACAUCCAACCUAGAGCAUAGGAAGGACGUUGACGGGUUCGGCGCCGAUAACCUACGCUUAGCUGAGCAUCAUGGACUGGGCGAGGCGCGCGACUCCGAAAUCCUCAAUCAUAGGCGAGAGGUCUUGCUUUCUCCUCUUGCUAGUGAAGGAAAGGGCACAGUUCAACAGCCAAAGGGGACGCCAAGGAAGAACUCGCAGCAGAAUGGAUCAAGCGGCCAAGAAGCUACGGCGACGUCUCCCACUAUCUCUUCUCAGGACGGGUCCGCAAACCAUGUGGUGGAAGGGCUGCCAACAGCGCAGAACCCAUCACUGGUGAUUCCGGCUGACGGUGGAGGUACCUCAGUGCCCACUAAGGACAGAUUCGACUCGAUCAAAUUCUCUCCUACUAUCGGGCCAGAAGCUAAGCACAUUUUCGUCGAUAAGGACUGCAUGAGAGACCCUGUCGUCGAUGUGUUCUACCUGGACACCUGGCAAGCUGUUGCGGAAAAGAACACCAAGAUUUUCCGGAAUGUUUUCCGUUGCAUGCCUGACAGUGAGGUUAAAUCCUGGAAGGAAUACAAGGAAUACAAUACGUACCAGGAGAAGUUUGCCGAGAUGCAAAGUCACCACUCCGCAAAGGCGUUCAACCCACACCAUCAGCGGCAGACAGGGCCUCCCGGAGCAGGCGCUACCUGGGCCACCAACCUCAAGCCAAACAUCUUGCACCGUACAGGGAGUCACUGCACUGACCGGAAGAGCCACACGCCGACAGACGAAAAAUCGGAGAGACCGAAUUCCAAUGAUCGACCGCAGUCCGAGCAAGCCAAUGCCCAACUCACAUCGCUAGUGGACGAGAAGGCUUCUCUGAGACCGACUGAUGUCCCCGGGACGAGUAGCUCGCGACAAGAUGACGGCCCCUCGUCUGGAGACGAUCUUGAAAGACAACGCUCGGAAACUCCUCAAGUCGACUACUCUGAGGCUCUGAACCGCAACGCUACAAACCGUUCGCGGCGCCGCAGACGGAGAACUACGACGCUUGGCUCGAAACGGGAUUUCACAACCGAUGAAGUUUUGGACAAACAAAGGGCCGAAGAUCUCUUGAAUCAGGUCCAGGGACAUCUCAUCAUGUGGCCUUAUGAUUGGCUCGAGAAAGAAGAACAGGGUGGAAACUGGCUUUACACCCUCGACCAAAUUUCUCCUCUGGAAAUAUACAACUAA
Molecule: messenger RNA, 5415 nt
Organism: Aspergillus calidoustus
Lineage: Eukaryota; Fungi; Ascomycota; Eurotiomycetes; Eurotiales; Aspergillaceae
Source: the annotation of a GenBank genome assembly